This is a messenger RNA of Sceloporus undulatus (fence lizard), 2804 nucleotides long. It is a transcript of the gene NOP14, whose product is annotated as NOP14 nucleolar protein. The transcript is spliced from 18 exons. Lineage: Eukaryota; Metazoa; Chordata; Lepidosauria; Squamata; Phrynosomatidae. The record is from RefSeq and is a predicted model, not a curated record. Gene Ontology annotation, cellular component: nucleolus; small-subunit processome; Noc4p-Nop14p complex. The coding region runs from base 64 to 2622 and encodes 852 amino acids. Gene Ontology annotation, biological process: maturation of SSU-rRNA.
GAAGACUUCCUGUUCCGGUUGAGGGAAGAGUGUGGCUGCCUCUGCUGUGGGCGAAGUGCUGUCAUGGCUGAGGCGAAGCGGAAGAGGCCCCUGGCCCCCUUCCGCAGGGCUCCUGGCCCCUCGGCCGCCGCGGCCUCCUCUUCCUCGCUGCCGAGCAACCCCUUUGAGGUGAAGACCAACCGGCAGAAGUUCCACAUCCUGGGCAGGAAGACCAGGCAUGAUGUCGGGCGCCCUGGGGCUACGCGCUCCAGGGCCCACAAGAAGCGUACUCAGACAUUGCUGAAAGAAUACAAGGAAAAAGAAAAAUCAAAUGUAUUUAAAGAUAAACGUUUUGGUGAAUAUAACAACAAAAUAAGUCCAGAGGAAAAAAUGAUGACGCGGUUUGCUUUGGAACAACAGAAAAAUUAUGAAAAGAAACAUAUAUAUAAUCUAAAUGAAGAGGAAGACUUGACUCAUUAUGGUCACUCUUUAGCAAACAUUGAAAAGUUUGAUGAUAUUAUUGAUAGUGACAGUGAUACUGAAGAAAGAGGCAUACUUUCAGCGGAACUAACAGCAGCUCACUUUGGAGGUGGUGGACUUCUUCGCAAGAAAACACUUGCAGGGCAGCAAGAUGAAGAGAACAGACAGGCUAAGUCUCGGAAGGAGCUGAUUGAAGAACUAAUAGCAAAAUCCAAGCAAGAGAAGAGAGAGCGACAAACUCAGAGGGAAAAUACACAAGAACUUACAGAAAAACUGAACAGUGAUUGGAAAGACAUUCAAAGCUUCCUUUUCCACAGAACAUCCAAGUCAGAAUUGGAAAAUCAUGUAGAGGAGAAGCAGAAGCCUGAUGAAUAUGAUAUGAUAGUUAGAGAGCUUGGAUUUGAGAUGAAGGUGCAACCCUCUAGUAGGUUGAAAACUGAAGAAGAGUUGGCAAAAGAGGAGAAGGAGAAACUCCUAAAAUUGGAGGCUGACAGGUUACGUCGAAUGCGUGGAGAAGAUGAGCCAGUGAUAAGGAAGAAUACCAAGUAUUUAUCAGCUGAUGAUUUGGCAGAUGGGUUCCUUCUGGAUAAGGAUGAUAGACAUUUUCUUUCUUACAAAGAUGGCAAGCUGAAUAUUGAAGAUAAGAAAAAGGAAAAAGAGAGAGAAGAUGAUGACAGUGAGAAAGGAGAAAGUGAAGAAGAAUCUGACACUGAAUCUGAAGCUGUUGACAUUGAUCCAGAUUCAGAAGCUGAUGUGGAGGAAGCCAGUGUAAAUGAAGCACAGAAAAGCCAAAUUAAAAAUAAAAAAAGUAAAUUGCAAACUAAGAAACAAAAUGUUGUCAGGGAAGCUGCCAAACUGGAAUUGCCGUAUUUGUUUGACGCUCCGGAAUCUUACGACCAACUUAAGGCUUUAUUGUCAGAAAAACCAAUAGAAGAACAGCUGCUCGUAAUAGAAAGAAUUCAGAAAUCAAAUCAUCCAAGCCUUGCAGUGGGAAACAAAGCAAAGCUAGAAAAACUGUUUGAAUUCCUUCUGGAGUAUGUUGGGGAACUGGCAUCUAAGGAGCCACCAGAGCUGAAAACAAUUGACAGACUGGUCCGGCCCUUGUAUAACCUUUGCCAGAUGUUCCCUCAAGCUGCAAGUAAUCAUGUCAAGUUUGUUCUUCAAGAUGCUAUUCAUGACUUGGAAAAAAUCCAAGAAGUUAAAGGUCAUGCAGCAUUUCCAGGAUUAAAUGUGUUCAUGUAUUUGAAAAUUAUUGCAGUACUUUUUCCAACCUCUGAUUUCUGGCACCCAGUGGUAACACCAUCAUUAGUAUAUAUGAGCCAGCUACUUACAAAGUGCCCAGUGAAAACAUUGCAAGAUGUUAUCAAAGGAUUGUUUGUUUGCUGUCUCUUCUUGGAAUAUGUAUCCUUGUCUCAAAGAUUUGUUCCAGAACUUAUAAAUUUUCUUUCGGGAAUUCUUCAUAUGGCUGUACCCAACAGAAAAGUACAAGGUUAUACUUUGAUAUAUCCUUUUGGGUCAUUAAAAAAACAGUUGAACCUGCUUGUGGUCACUGAAAAAGCAGACAUAGAGACAUGGCAAAAACAGAGUUUUCCACUUCAUAUGAUAACUAGGUUAAAAGAAAAAAGCAACAUGGAAUUGAAUCAUCUUCGGUUAUCAUGCAUAGCCCUGUGCCUGGAUUUGAUAAAGAGGUGUGUAGCUCUGUAUGGAUCGCUUCCAUCUUUCCAUGAAAUAGUGCAGCCCAUCAAAAUGCUACUUAAUACAGAUAUGCCAGUGAUGCAGUACCCUAAACUACUGAAGGAAUUGUGUGAUGAUGUUCUGAAGCAGUUGAAAGUCAAAGGACAGUAUUAUCCAUUAGUAUGUGAAAAGAAAAAGCCAGUUCCUUUAAAGCUGUUUACACCAAAAUUAGUGAAAGUCCUGGAAUUUGGAAGAAAACAAGAAAGCAAUAAAAAAGAGCAGGAAAGAAGACGUCUAAUUCAUAAGCACAAACGUGAACUUAAAGGAGCUGUUCGUGAGAUCCGCAAAGAUAACCAGUUCCUUGCUAGAAUGCAGCUUGCAGAAAUUGUAGAAAGGGAUUCUGAAAGAAAAAGGAAAGUGAAACAACUCUUCAGUAGCCUUGCUCAGCAAGAAGGAGAUUGGAAGGCAAUGAAGAGAAAGAAGUUUUAAAUAUUCCCUCAUAUAUUGUACAGAAGAAAACCAAAUAUAUUUAUAUUUUUAGUGUAACUCAGAAUAUUUUGAUAAAGUAACCUGGGGAUAAUGCUUUUCAGAAAACAAGAAUAAACUGAUUAAAUGGGUAUUCUUUUGUUUGAGGAUAAUCACAGUCUAAAUAAAAUGUUGAAUUGAAUUUA